AUGGCAGACGUAGGUGAUCUCGCUUGUGUAUAUGCAGCCCUCGCCUUGGCUGAUGAUCAAGUAGCAAUCACUGGUGAAAAGAUAGCAACCCUUCUUAAGGCAGCUGCUGUCUCAGUUGAGCCUUACUGGCCAGGGUUUUUUGCCAAGGAUGGACUCAACGUAAGAGAUCUGAUCACCAAUGUAGGAAGUUCCGCUGGUGCUGGACCUGCAGCCGCUGCUGCCCCAUUUGCUGCUGCUGCUGCCCCAGCU
Molecule: messenger RNA, 249 nt
Organism: Candidula unifasciata
Lineage: Eukaryota; Metazoa; Mollusca; Gastropoda; Stylommatophora; Geomitridae
Source: the annotation of a GenBank genome assembly